Polypterus senegalus (gray bichir) is the source of this 3572-nucleotide messenger RNA. It is a transcript of the gene egfl6, whose product is annotated as EGF-like-domain, multiple 6. Gene Ontology annotation, cellular component: membrane. Lineage: Eukaryota; Metazoa; Chordata; Cladistia; Polypteriformes; Polypteridae. The transcript is spliced from 13 exons. The record is from RefSeq and is a predicted model, not a curated record. Gene Ontology annotation, molecular function: calcium ion binding. Bases 294 to 1982 code for a protein of 562 amino acids.
UUUUAACUGAAAGAGCAAGAGCUCUUCGACAGGAGAAUCCAAUCAGUAGCAGCCCUCGGCAGGACAAGGCAUAACAAAGACACACCAGGGGAAGCCUGAGAGGUCAACAGGUCUGGUCCUAAUCUGCACGGUUAGAGAGCAGCACCCCAGCAAAGCCCAUGGAGUGAGAAAGAGCAGGGGGACAUACAGCAGCCUGUAGAAGCAAAGCAAAGCAAACUUUUGGACUUGCAAUCGAAACGGUCUGGAGCCAGCAGAGCUGCUUUCUAGAGCUGGAGCUGACUGAACGGAGAGCCAUGGUGCAGAUUACCUUCACGAGUCUUGUGUCCCUCUUGCUGUAUGCUUAUUGCCAGGACGCUGAAGGCUUCAGGCAAUAUCGACAAACCACAUUGGGAAACCAGCCUGGAGUGUGCCGCUAUGGCUUAAAGAUGGAAUGCUGCUAUGGGUGGAAGAAGAACAGCCAGGGACGCUGUGAAGCUCUUUGUCAACAUGGCUGCAAGUAUGGCGAAUGUGUUGGUCCAAACAAAUGUAAAUGCUUCCCUGGAUUUACUGGGAAAACUUGCAAUCAAGAUCUCAAUGAAUGUGGGCUGAAACCACGUCCCUGUGAACACAGGUGCAUGAACACACAUGGGAGCUACAAAUGCUACUGCCUGAAUGGCUACAUGCUCAUGCCUGACGGAUCCUGUGCCAAUUCAAGGACAUGUUCAAUGGCUCACUGUCAAUAUGGCUGUGAAGAAACCAAAGGGGAGGUCCGAUGCCUUUGUCCAUCCACAGGUCUACAGCUUGGACCAGAUGGCAGAACUUGCAUUGAUGUUGAUGAAUGUGCAGCAGGCAAAGCUCUUUGCCCCCAUAACAGAAGAUGUGUGAACACAUUUGGUAGUUACUAUUGCAAGUGCCAGAUAGGAUAUGACCUUAAGUAUGUCGAUGGCAGAUAUGACUGUGUAGAUAUGGAUGAAUGUGCUGGUGGCACCCACAAGUGCAGUCCUCACGCGGCCUGUCUGAAUACCCCAGGAUCAUACAAAUGUAAAUGCAAACAAGGCUUCAGAGGAAGUGGAUUUGAAUGCUCUGUCAAGCCUUUCUUUCAAUAUUCUUGGGAUGGAGACAAAGGCAGCGCUGACGAGAUCCUAAAUGCUGUUCCUGAAAGCACCAUUAAGGAUGUGCCACGGAUACUUGGUGUGGGCAAAGAUUCAGUAAAGAAGCCAUUUGUUCACAAAAACAACGGUGGGGAUCCUGACGAAACCAAAAAUGUCAUCCCUGAGCCCAAGGCUACUGUUCCCCCCAAGAUUCGACAACAGCCAUUUGACUAUGAAGAUGGAGUCUACAUUGGCAGCAAUACAGAGGAUGAAAAGGAUCAAGACAAAGUAUCUUUGGAAGAAGAUGAGGAUGAAUUUGAAAACCAGAUAGAAAGCAAGGAGAUCAGCCCCAGGGGGGAUGUGUUCAUUCCUGUGGAUUACGAGACCGCCAUCAGCCCAUUGACUGGACUGAAUGAAGCCCCAGCUGUUCUUCCAGGAAAUGAUGAAUUCAUCAUCGACUGCAGCUUUUAUCAAGGAGCAUGUGAAUGGAUUCAAGAAACAGAUGAUGACUUUGAUUGGAACGUUGCAGAUCAUGAUAACGGUGUGGGAUUCUACAUGGCUGUUCCUGGUUUUGUUGGAGAAAGAAAGGAAGUUGCACGCCUGCAACUUCCCCUGGUCACCCCAGUGCCAAAGAAUGGGCUCUGUCUGACCUUUAACUAUCGUCUUGUUGGAGACAGAAUUGGUAAAUUAAGAAUUUUAGUGGAUGGCAACAGCUCCCCAAUCUGGGAGCAGACCAGAAGCCGAGAUGACAACUGGCAGACAGAGCUGGUUACAUUGACACCAGAGGAAGGCACUGUCAAGCAUAUUAUCUUUGAAGCAGAACGUGGAAAAGGCAAAGCUGGAGAAAUUGGACUGGACAAUGUUGUCUUGACUUCUGGAUCAUGUCAAGAAGGAGAAGCAGAAAUUUUUUAAACAUUAACCCAAGUAAUUCUAGUUCUAAAAUUGAAAAAAGCCCCAGUUAUUGUUGCUGUGAAUGUUGUGCCUUAAAUGCAAACAAUUGCACCGUUUUCUUCAUUCAUGGCACUAAUAACAUCAAGGUGUUUACAUGUGGAAAUGCUUAGUGUUGUCUAUUAUUUGUUUGUUCUUGCAUUCAUUUUAUCAUCUACGUUGCAUGAAUAAUGCUGAAAGUACUGUGAUGGAACUUAUUUUUUUCUUUCUUUUGGCUCAUUGUUGUUUUUCUCAUUUUUUACUGCACCCACUGGCAAUAGUGGUUGGUAAUUCUUACAACAAGGAGGGUAUGUCCAAAGUAUGGAUAUUGCUAUUUUGUAAGAAUACAAUUUACAUUAGAAAGAACUAAAAAGGAAAAUGUACUAAUCUAUGAACAUGUGAGUGUUUAAUAUUCAUGUUAAUAUUGCAUACAGUAUUGAAUGUAUAUCUGUGUCUGAUAGGCUGACUCUGAUAUCUGUAGUUUGUCUUUAUAGUACAUCAAAUUUAGAAGGAAAAUUGCAUUAAAAGUCAAUCAUCUAUGCAGCCUUUAUCUGAACACUUAAGCCAAUUCGGGGCCACAGAUAAACAAUAAAAAUGUAAAAGCAAGUUGGAGUUAAGCCAUCACCAGUUUGUUCUGAAUGUGAAUGUAGCAGGCUUGGUGCAGAGCCCGCUUCAAGGCAGGAUGCCAGUCUAACACAGCACCUACAAUUCAUUAGGUUUUCAGAUCAAGUCUACUGAUAGUUCUGACAACACAAAUAUGUAAACCUGCAACCCCAUAUUGGUUUGGAAACUGAAUGAAUGAAUGCUUAAGCCAAUCUGGUGUGUGUGUGUGUCUGACUUGUGUUGGACCGAUGUCCAUCAAGGACGAGUUUGUACCUUAUUCCAGAAGCUAUCUGAAUAAGGUCCAGCUCCUCAGGGCCCUGGAAUGUUAAACGAGUGCCAGCAUGGACUAAGGUGAGAAUUUAGUAUGGCAGCCUUAUACUUUUGUAGGUUUUCAUAAGCCUUCUAGCUUAGGGUUGGAAACUGCAUGUUCUCCCUGUGGCCCCAUGAUUUCUCUUUUAGUGGUUGCUUGUGCAGUGCAAUUCACUUAUUUCAGUAUGGUGCUCCUCCCUGUAGAUAAGCUCACAGUACAUACAUUGAAUAAAAAUAUUGUUCCUACCAUAAUUCAAAGAUGGGGUUCAUGUGAUGUUUCAUUCUCGUGCUAUAUAUAUGCUAUAUAUAUGUGUGUGUGUGUGUGUAGGAGCCCCAAGUUGGUUGGGUGCUAUAAAGCUACUUGUUGUCCCCCAAGAGUGUCAAAAUAGAAAGUUGGUAUAAAAGAUGGGCUGAUGACUGUCUAAAUAUCUGCUAUGAGUGGCAUUUAAUGGGUCCCAAAGCCAUGAAAGUUAAAGAACAGAACUAACAUAAUUUACUUUUCACCUUCUGAACACAUAAAGCAGGUACUGUCAAUCGACCAAUACAUUGUUUCAAUAACUUAAGUUGUACUUGUUUUUUUUAUGUCAGUCACAGUGUAAUUGCCAAAGUUAUAAACUGUAAAUGUUGCUGUCAUUAAAUAAUAAAUGUUUCUUUUUUGUUUUU